AUGAACUGCACUCGUAAUGCCACCCUCGCGCCACAGCUGGCCCCGGCCGCAGAUGGGGGGCCCCAGGGGACCGCCGGCGGCGGGGGCCUCUGGGUGACCUUCCUGCUCGGCGGCACGCUGACGACCAUGUGCGCCGCGGGCGUGGCGGGCAACGCGUACGCGCUCGCCGUCGCCCGCUCUGCCGCGCUGCGGCGGUCCGGCUCCAUGUACGUGUACAUCGUCAACUUGGCCCUGGCGGACCUGCUGUACCUCACCACCAUCCCCUUCGUGGUGGCCACCUACUUCGCCCACGACUGGCUGUUCGGCGAGGCCGGCUGCCGCGUCCUGCUGAGCCUCGACCUGCUCACCGUGCACGCCAGCGUCUUCAUCCUGGUGGCCAUGAGCCUGGAGCGCUACCGCGCCGUGGCGAGGCCCUUCAGCGCCCACAGGUCCUCGGCGCGGAGGAGGAGGAGGCUGGCGGCGGGCGCCAUCUGGGGGCUGUCCUUGGCGCUGACGCUGCCCAUGAUGGCGAUGGUCCGACUCAGCGAGGGCGAGAGGAGGAUCUGCUUCCCCACCUGGACCCCCGAGGCCUUCAAGGCCUACAUCACCGUCCUGUUCCUCUCCAGCGUCCUGGUCCCCGGGCUGGUCAUCGCGGGUCUGUACGUGGGGCUGGCCGGGCGCUACUGGGCGGUGCAGGCCGGCUUAGGGGGCAGCAGCCGGCCCGCCUGCAGGAGGGCGCUCAAGCUGAAGGUGGCGUCCAUGAUCUUCUGCAUCGUGGUGGCCUACUGGGCCUGUUUCUUGCCUUUCUGGGGGUGGCAACUGGCCAAAAUGUUCUCCCCAGAGUCCCUGACGUCGCUGUCCCCGGCCGCCCACAACUACGUGAACUUCUUGGUCACGUGUCUGACCUACGGGAACAGCUGCAUCAACCCCUUCCUCUACACCCUGCUGACACGCAACUACAAAGACUACCUGGCCCAGAAAGGUCGGUCCGUGGGCUCCAGCAGGGCCGACCCCGUGUCGCCCAGUGGACGGACGAGUCGCGGAGGCAUUUCGCGGCUCGGGACAGAUUUGCCUUUGUGA
This is a messenger RNA of Gasterosteus aculeatus aculeatus (three-spined stickleback), 1059 nucleotides long. It is a transcript of the gene uts2r4, whose product is annotated as urotensin-2 receptor 4. Gene Ontology annotation, biological process: neuropeptide signaling pathway; regulation of blood pressure; blood vessel diameter maintenance. The record is from RefSeq and is a predicted model, not a curated record. Gene Ontology annotation, cellular component: plasma membrane. NCBI's taxonomy places the organism in Eukaryota, Metazoa, Chordata, Actinopteri, Perciformes, Gasterosteidae. Gene Ontology annotation, molecular function: urotensin II receptor activity.